GAGAGAUUGAGGUGUCCCGUGACAUUAAAUUAAUAUGGAUCGGGUUCGAAAUACAAGGUUAAACAGUUACGAAACGAACAAGGAACAAAAACAGCUGUUAACGGCGCAGUUCUGAAGUGUGAUUCGCUCUCAGUGAAGGGCACACAUACAUCAACAGUCCAUUAAAGCUACAAGAAAUAAACACAAUGUCCACUGCUUUGAGGUGUCCAUUUCUGUCCAGAAUUCCAGUCAACCAGGUCAAGAAGACUGCCAAUCAGCUGAUGAACUAUGCAGAGCGGUGUCCAGUGAUGGUUCAUGCCAUGAAUUACAUGUCGUCUCCCGACAUGAAGACUGUUACAGAUGAACCACUUGAAAAGCAAUGUCCAUUCUUUGCCAAGGAAGAGAUGACUGUCAAGGAUGUGAAAAACCAUGUAUCAUCACUGAAGGAUGGUAUGACUAAGAAAGAAACAGCAGACUCUGCCAACAUGACUGUCACUAAAGCAAAGGAAGCAGAGGCCAUUGCUGUCCCAAAAUACCCAUCAGGGAUUACCGUGGAGAAAACUCUGGACUAUAUCAAGCAAUGGGGCAAAGGAAAUGAGAAAGAAGUGAAAGCUGAAGAAGAAAAGCCAACUCUCAGAAAUGAUGCUCAACCCACAAUGUUUAAUUAUGAAGCGUUCUUUGCUGGGGAGAUCGACAAGAAGAAGAGUGACCACACCUAUCGUGUCUUUAAGAAUGUGAUGCGUCGCGGGAAGGAGUUUCCAUACGCCGAGGACCACUCAAGCGGAAAGAAGAAGGAAAUCACCGUGUGGUGUAGUAACGACUACCUCGGAAUGAGCUGGCACCCAAAGGUCAUCAAUGCAGUCAGUGAAGCUCUGAAGAAGCAUGGAGCUGGUGCAGGUGGUACACGUAAUAUCUCGGGGAAUUCUCCACUCCACGAGGGUCUCGAGACAGAGAUAGCAUCACUGCACCAGAAAGAGGCGGCUCUAGUGUUUACUUCCUGUUACGUGGCUAAUGAUACAUCUCUGUACACGCUAGGAAAAGCUAUCCCAGGUGUUCAUAUGUUUUCUGAUGCUGGGAAUCAUGCUUCCCUGAUACAGGGGAUCAGGAAUAGUGGAGUCCCUAAGCAUAUAUUCCGACACAAUGACCCAUUACAUCUGGAAGAGCAACUCAGAAAAAUCGACAGCAGUGUCCCAAAGAUUGUCAUUUUUGAAACAGUGCAUUCAAUGACAGGUGAUGUAUGCCCUUUGAAUGAGAUGUGUGAUGUGGCCCACAAGUAUGGUGCUCUGACGUUUGUUGAUGAGGUCCACGCUGUGGGAUUGUAUGGUAAACACGGUGCAGGAGUCGGUGAGCGAGACGGGUGCAUGGACAAGAUAGACAUCAUAACGGGAACUCUAGGGAAGGCCUUUGGUAAUGUGGGUGGCUAUAUUGCCAGCUCUGCUCGUACCGUGGACAUGAUCAGGAGUUACGGGUCAGGCUUCAUCUUUACCACAAGUCUACCUCCCACCACUCUGUCAGGGGCUUUCGCUUCUAUACAGGUUUUGCGCGGUGAAGAGGGUAUUUACCUGAGGGAGCGCCAUCAGAGGAAUGUUAGGUAUCUGCGAGACAACCUGAUUGAAGCUGGUGUGCCCGCCCUACACUGUCCAAGUCAUAUCAUUCCUAUUCAUGUUGGAGAUGCUGCCUUGUGCACUCAUCUUUCCUCAGAGCUCAUGAAUAAACAUGACAUCUAUGUACAAGCCAUCAAUUACCCAACUGUGGCCCGUGGCAAUGAGCGCCUCCGUGUGGCCCCCACUCCACACCACACUAAGGCCAUGAUGGAUUACUUUGUGGCAUCAGUGGUCAAUGUCUGGAAGGAGAAUGGUCUGGAACUAAACAGGGAGCGGUCAGUUUGCCCCGAGGAGUGUGAGGUGUGCCAGAAACCACUUGGGAUUGAGAUCCUGCAGGCUGCAGAGAAAGUGUGUGGUCGCUCCAACUGUACUUAUGCCUCCCUCCAAGACAACAUUGCUGUGGCUAUGGCUUAAACAGGAUUAACUUAAAAAUCUGUUUGAGAUUUUAAAAUGACUUUGACAAUAUAUCUCAAUGUCAUGAUGAUUCAAAAUUGAUCAUUUGUGAUUCUUAUUUAAUUGUUGUAAACUCAAAUGAGUAUUUUGUUUUUAUCAUUAAAACUGUUAUUGCACUGCAAAUAUAACUUCUGUAGGCUGUACUUUCAUGUUAUUUGUAGUUUUUCCCCAAACUGUAUAGUGUUAUGGAUGCUCUAUGGUAAUUGUUAUGUUUUAUUAAAUUGACAUCAACUGAAAGUCCAAUCUGUACUAAGGCUUUAUUUCAGAUACAGCUGAUUGAUCAUAUUUCAAAGUGGAUGAUUCAGGUAGAAAAGGAAAUGAAAAUCAUCUCCUCAAAGUAUAUUAUAGAUUUAGGAAUAAAAAAAACCAAACAAGAUUCUUGACUGGAGAAGCAUUUGAAUUUUAUGACCACUUAUAGAGAAAUUGACAGUAUGAUAUAUGAAAGACCAUUGAAAAAAAAAAAGAACUCCGUUUCAUAAAUGCUUGCUUCUUUUAAACAACAUACUGUUAAUACUUUUGAAGAAUUGAAAAUAAAUUUAAUAACUUACAUGUGCUGGAUUCAAAUUUUUUUUCAAAAGCAUUAAUUAAUAGUUUAUAAUUCCUGUUACUGAAGUAAUAUCAUAAAUAGUUACAUGAUUGAUAAAGCAAUUGACAGACCCAUCUAUAGUAAGUAGUGAGGGAGUGAUUAAUAAUCAAUAGUUAAGGCAAUGGACAGACCUAAAUACAGCAAUUAGUGGGCAGGUGAAAAACCCCAUGAUUGAUAGAGCAAUAAGCAUACCUAAAGUCCUACCUGUAUUAUAAUGGCCGGAUAGGUGAUGUACCCCAUCAACAUUUGUCAUUCAUAUUUUACUGAGCAUCUGUUAAUAUCAAAGGCUUGGAAAACAAGAUUUGAUUUGUUAUAUUUAUACAUCUAUAGAUUCUAAUUGUUACAAUUUUCUUCUAUUUUGACGUGUUUCAUGUUAUGUGCAAAAAUCUCUUUAAUUAUAUUUAUGAAUCAUCAAUAUAUAUAUAUUUUAUUGAAUAAAUUCAGAUUAGGUGCAUAUAUUUUUUUCUCUUAAAGGUGAUGGUAUUUUUGAGAAUCAGGUUAUAAUUGAUUAAUAACACAAUUAUAUGUCCUAGUUUUGUUUAGUAUGUACCAACUAUUUUAAUUUUGUGAUUUACCUGUGAACAGAAUUUUGAUUUGUGGCAUACUAAACUAAAUCAUGUACUCGUACAAUUUAUAAGAUGUUAAUAUUUGUAUGUUAUUUGUUUUGAAAUGUUUCCAAGAAUCCACUGCCAAAUAUUUUGACCAAAUUUCUGCCAAUGGAAUAACUAAACUGAAUAUGUAAACAUGAUCUCUGAAAUAAAAUUAAAGUCGGUCCACUGUU
This is a messenger RNA of Ostrea edulis (European flat oyster), 3403 nucleotides long. RefSeq names its product 5-aminolevulinate synthase, erythroid-specific, mitochondrial-like. Gene Ontology annotation, biological process: hemoglobin biosynthetic process; erythrocyte development; heme biosynthetic process. Bases 186 to 1997 code for a protein of 603 amino acids. The transcript has 13 exons. The record is from RefSeq and is a predicted model, not a curated record. NCBI's taxonomy places the organism in Eukaryota, Metazoa, Mollusca, Bivalvia, Ostreida, Ostreidae. Gene Ontology annotation, molecular function: 5-aminolevulinate synthase activity; pyridoxal phosphate binding. Gene Ontology annotation, cellular component: mitochondrial matrix; mitochondrion.